CUUCCAAACAAUCUUUCAACCGAUUACAAUUUCCCAAGCAAAGGGAAAUUCCUUGUUCCCUUCCAAUUCGAUCCUGCAUUCAAUACUCUUUGAGUCCAAAGCACACCCUUUCACAGAAAAAAUUAUACUAAACUGCUGAAAAUGUUGGUGACAUUGAAGGGCUCGCAUAUGGUGAAACCAACAGAGCCUACUAGUGGUAACCUAUCACUCUCAGAAUGGGAUCAAAUUGGCACCAUCAAUCACGCCAGCAUAAUAUACUUCUACCAAAAACCUUGUCAAAAAUGGCUCACUUCUUCAGAUUCCAUAGUCAAUUCCUUGAAAGAUUCACUAAGCAAGAUAUUGGUCACAUUUUAUCCGCUAGCUGGUCGUUUACGCAGGAUUGGUCGAGGCCGGCUCGAGCUGGACUGCAAUGAUGCAGGGGUCGAGCUCAUUGAGGCAGAGUCCAAUGCUAAUCUUGAAGAUUUUGGUUAUUUUUCAUUGUCUUCGGAGUGUGAAUGCCUUGUGCCGGAGGUAGACUACAAUGUCUCUCUCGAAGAGCUUCCACUGUUGCUAAUUCAGCUCACUAAGUUCCAGUGUGGUGGCAUUAGCCUCUGCAUAUCAAUAUCACAUGUGGUCGCUGAUGGGCUUAGUAUGGGCCACUUCAUCUCUGAAUGGGCUAGAACUGCUCGUGGCGAGCAGCUGCAGAUGGCUCCGGUUUUCGAUCGACAAGCACUACGAGCUAACUGGCACUCUCCAGCCCUUGAUGGCUUUGAAUUGGAUCAUCAUCCGUCUCUGCAGAUCGCUCAAUCAAGCUAUGUAGAACAGCUCGAGAAGACCAGUGAUGCAAUGCUGAGACUGACCAAGGCCCAAGUGGAGAAGAUUCGGAACAGAGCCAAUGACGGUAAGAUGGGCCGGCCUUACAGUAGGUAUGAGGCCUUGACCGCUCACAUAUGGAGGUGUGUGUCCAAGGCCCGUGGGCUUAAGCCCGAUCAGCGGACUGCAGUUGGAGUUUGUGUUGAUUCACGUGGGCGUAUGCAGCCACAGCUACCGAUCGGUUACUUUGGGAAUGCCAUUGUUGAUGUUGCUGCAGUUAGUCGGUCUGGCGAGCUUGUUGAGGAGUCACUCGGAUAUGCCUGCCGCAUUAUACGCGAAGCAAUCGAAAAGGUGAAUAACAGGUAUCUGAGGUCAAUAGUUAAUUACUUGGAGAAGCAAGAGGACUUGACUAGUUUUCAAGAUCUAUACGCACUGGGUAGCAAUCAAGGGCCUCUUUACGGAUACCCUAAUAUUGGUGUGGUAAGCCUGUUGACAUUGCCUGUUUAUGGCAAGGACUUUGGAUUUGGAAAAGAGAUUUGUGUGAGACCAGGAUCUUAUGAUUUUGAUGGAGAUACUGUGAUUAUACCAAGUGCAGAAGGUGAUGGAUCUGUGAUUGUUGCUCUGUGUUUGCAAAGUGGUCACAUGGAUGCCUUUAAGAUGUAUUUUUAUCAAGAUAUGUUUUAAGAUAAUUAUGAAGGCGGCGGGCCCACACGUGACAAUGUGGGAAUGGAUAAGCCAUCGACUAAUAAACACAAGCCACGUCAGAUAAUAAAGCUAAUUCAUCUCCAGAUUUUAUUGAUUGAUAAUCGGUUAUCCGUUCACUUCUAUCAUUUUUUUUUAUCCACUGAUUAUUGUCUUUUCGAUUCUUGGCGAUUAAUAUUGCCCAAUGUAUACUCCGUUUGUUAUGCGGGAAAUGGCAUAGUUUCAGAAAAUGUUUAUUGUGGAAUACUUAUUGAUGGAAAAGGAAUGGAUUUUUAUGAUCAA
This is a messenger RNA of Tripterygium wilfordii, 1776 nucleotides long. RefSeq names its product spermidine hydroxycinnamoyl transferase-like. The transcript is spliced from 2 exons. NCBI's taxonomy places the organism in Eukaryota, Viridiplantae, Streptophyta, Magnoliopsida, Celastrales, Celastraceae. The record is from RefSeq and is a predicted model, not a curated record. The coding region runs from base 142 to 1476 and encodes 444 amino acids. Gene Ontology annotation, molecular function: acyltransferase activity, transferring groups other than amino-acyl groups.